Teleopsis dalmanni is the source of this 774-nucleotide messenger RNA. RefSeq names its product serine protease snake-like. The transcript is spliced from 7 exons. NCBI's taxonomy places the organism in Eukaryota, Metazoa, Arthropoda, Insecta, Diptera, Diopsidae. Gene Ontology annotation, molecular function: serine-type endopeptidase activity. The record is from RefSeq and is a predicted model, not a curated record. Bases 1 to 774 code for a protein of 257 amino acids. Gene Ontology annotation, biological process: proteolysis.
AUGGCAAUCGAAUGUACAAAAUCUGCUGAAGACAAUCCGCAAGACAUAAGAUAUUUGAUAUAUGGUGAUCCUACCGAACCUGGUGAAUUUCGUUAUAUGGUUGCUUUGGGUUGGUCAUCGAUAACUGAAAGCCCAAUUAUCUAUCGAUGUGGAGGAGCUUUGAUAACAAAGAGAUUCGUCUUAACAGCAGCACAUUGCACUGAUUUUGAAGGUGCUUCUCCUACAUUUGUUCGAGUUGGAGGAAGUAACUUAACUGACACCAACGGUUCCGACAUAAAAAUAAAAAAAAUUAUAGUCCAUCCCACUUUCGAUUACGUAUCGUCUUAUAAUGAUAUUGCGCUAAUAGAAUUGCAAGAAGAAUCGAACAAAAGUAUUGUUUGUUUAUGGAGUAAACCUGAAGUACCCAAUAUUAACGUUAUUGCGAUUGGAUAUGGGCACACUAAAUUCGGAGGAGAAGGUUCUGAUCAACUUUUAAAGGCUGAUUUGAAUAUAGUCAGUAACAAAAUUUGUGGAACGCAUUAUACACCGGAUUCUGAAUAUGUGCAACAAGGUAUUCUAGGUACACAAAUUUGUGCUGGAGAUCCUGAACAUUUAAGAGAUACUUGCCAGGGUGAUUCUGGUGGACCAAUAAUAAUAAAAUAUAACACACAAGAUUACAUUGUUGGAAUCACAUCGUUUGGACAGGGAUGUGCUGGUCAACCACCUAGUGUAUACACAAGAAUAUCAGCCUAUAUUGAUUGGAUAGAAAAUAUUGUGUGGCCUAUUAGGCAAUAA